Molecule: messenger RNA, 7969 nt
Organism: Mauremys mutica (yellowpond turtle)
Lineage: Eukaryota; Metazoa; Chordata; Testudines; Geoemydidae
Gene: KCTD21
Product: potassium channel tetramerization domain containing 21
Exons: 3
Coding region: 515-1297 (260 amino acids)
Biological process (GO): ubiquitin-dependent protein catabolic process; protein homooligomerization
Molecular function (GO): histone deacetylase binding; cullin family protein binding
Source: RefSeq, a predicted model, not a curated record
CCUCGCUGGGUUUGUCCCGUUCCCGGGACAGGGGCCAGCGGACCGCGGGGGAGAAGGCGGGUGCUGCAGCCCCCCCGCGGGCUGCGCUGCAGGGGUGUCCCCGAGGAGGCGGAUGCUUGCGGGGCUGGUGAGUCACGGUGCCCCGGGGCCAGCCCGGGGCUCUGCGGGGCCCCCUCCCGGAGCGGCUCCGGCUCCGGCUCCCGCCCCCGCCGGGGCGCACGGUCUGGCGCUGCUGCCCGCUGAAGAAGGCGCCCAGGCCUGACGGAGCGCUCUAGGUCCCGGGCCACAGGCCGGUGCUGUGCAUGGUUGGAGACUAGCCCUUGGGAUCGCCGCAGCCCCGAACCAGCCUGCGCUCCCCCCGCCCCCAGGAGUCCUUCUUGCCCAACUUUAUCAAAUACAUGUGGGGCUGGUAAGCUCAAGACCUUCAUCUCCAGCUAUACACAGGCAUCUAACCAAUGAUCUUCUAUGCAAAGAGCUCCACAGGCUCAGAGAGCUGCAUCGUGACUUUUCCAUCAUGUCAGAACCUAUAACGCUCAACGUUGGAGGAAAACUGUACACCACUUCCCUGUCUACCCUGACUAGUUUUCCAGACUCCAUGCUGGGUGCCAUGUUCAGUGGAAAGAUGCCAACCAAGAGGGAUAGCCAAGGCAACUGCUUCAUUGACAGAGAUGGCAAAGUAUUCCGCUACAUCCUGAACUUCUUGAGAACUUCCCACCUGGACCUCCCUGAGGACUUCCAGGAAAUGGGCUUGCUGCGACGGGAGGCAGAUUUUUAUCAGGUCCAGCCGCUGAUUGAAGCAUUGCAAGAGAAGGAGGUGGAGCUCUCCAAAGCUGAGAAGAACGCCAUGCUCAACAUCACCUUGGAUCAGAGGACACAGACAGUUCACUUCACUGUUCGGGAAGCGCCCCAGAUCUACAGCCUGUCUUCCUCCAACAUGGAAGUAUUUAGUGCCCACAUAUUCAGCACAUCAUCUCUGUUCUUGAAGCUCCUGGGUUCCAGACUUUACUAUUGCUUCAAUGGCAACCUGUCUUCAAUAUCCAGCUACCUGCAGGACCCCAACCACUUGACCUUGGAUUGGGUCGCGACUGUGGAAGGCCUGCCAGAAGAGGAGUACACUAGACAGAACUUAAAGAGACUUUGGGUGGUGCCAGCUAAUAAGCAAAUUAAUAGCUUCCAGGUAUUUGUGGAAGAGGUACUAAAAAUAGCCAUGAGUGAUGGGUUUUGUGUGGAUUCCUCCCACCCCCAUGCCUCUGAUUUCAUGAAUAAUAAGAUUAUUCGACUAAUUCGGUACAAGUAGGAGUAGCCUGUUAUGGUAUUGGGAAAUACAUAACCAAACACAGUGUUUCAUUUUAAGACCAACUUCAAGACACUAUAACAAACAGCCUAAUACAAAAUUAUGUGAUAAUCUGUACUAAAAAAUCACUAACUGUGAGUUGAUUUUCCUAUACUGAAUUUACCAAUGUCCUUUCAGAAUAUGUCUAUAUUCUAGGUGGAUGGAAUGUUGUCUAUUGGCUUGAGCAGGAUCUAGAAAUUAAGGAGUUCUGAGCUCCAUUUCUGCCUCCACCACUGACUCGCUGUGUGAUUGUGGGCAGGUCACUUAACUUCUCUCUGACUCCGUUUUCCCAUUGGAAAACAGGGAUAAUAAUAUUUAACCUACUUCAAAAGAAUGCCGUGAGGCUUAAAUAAUGAGGUUUACAGAUCGUCUUGAGAUCAUCCAAUGCAGCGUUACAGAGCUGCAGAGUUGUAGUAAGUGCAGUGGGUUUGAUUCUCCACCACGUUGCACAUUGUGUAGCCAAUUGUACCUGGCCAGAGUGGAUGUAGAAUGCUAACAGGUCAGCAGGAUAGAGGUUUCACACACACUUUACACAGGUAUAAACGACCAUGCAAGGAAAGCGGAGAAUCUGGCUUAGAGUGUUCAAACUGAAGUCGUCUUUUCCCUGUAACGAAUCCUCAAUCCUGUUCUUUUAUUGAAGUAGCCAUGUUUGCACUGGGCAGUUUGUAUCACAAAUGACGAAGGAUGCCAUUGCAGAUAGAAUAAUGCUGUCUAUGUGGGUUUGUUUAAACAUGCUUUGGAUACACUUAAAUCCUUACCAAUUACGCUCUAAUGCAUGAAAGGUAACUAGAUUUGGUCUUUCUCAUAAGGGAAUGUGUGUCUUGAGGAUACUGUUGAAAACAUUUUUUUGUUCUGGAGACAAUUAACAGGAUAGAGAGUGUCAGCCUCAAAUGUCUUCUAAAUAGUUUGAACCACAUCUACCCAUGUCCUACACCUUCUCUUUGGGCGCAUGCUCCCCAGGGGAGAUGGGUAAUGAAGCAUUAAGGGCUGAAUGAAACAUAGUUUGCCUUUUGGAAUACAAACAAUCCCUUCUAUUAGAUUAUGCAUGAUAUGUUUUCUAAGUACUUUUCUUCAGUAAAGACCAAGGGCCUGAUUCUCAUUUGCCUUGCACCUUGUGCAUUUGUUUACACCAGUGCCAAGUGCAUGUUGUAAAAGACUACCCAGUCAGAAUGGAAGGAUUUUACACCCACUGUGCUUGGGUGUAAAUGACUACACAAGGGGCAGGGAAAUGGAGAACCAGCCGAGUAGAAAUGGUGGAAGGGGUGGAAAUGGCCAAGCACUUUAACUAAGGCCUUGUCUACACCAGAGGUUCUCAACCUUUUUCUUUCAGAAGCACCUCGCCCCUGCACCAUGCUGUUGUUAACUCCACGGCCCACGUGUUCCACAAUAACUGGUUUUCUGCAUAUAAAGGCCAGGGCCAGCGUUGGGGGCUAGCAAGCAGGUCCAUUGCCUGGGACCCCCACGAAACUCCAUUGCUCAGGCUUCAGCCCCAGGUGGCGGGGCUCUGGGACCUGGGCUUCGGCCCUAUGUGAUGGGGCUACACCAGGGGUUGGCAACCUUUGGCAUGCGGCUCAUCAGGGUAAUUUGUUGGCAGACCGCGAGACAUUUUGUUUAUGUUGACCAUCCGCAGGUGUGGCCCGCCGCAGGUACCAGUGGCCGCGAUUUGCCAUUCCCAGCCAAUGGGAGCUGCGGGAAGCGGCAGGCCACUGGGAUGUGUCUUUCUGAACAAGGUUGUCACACUCAAGCACUGACUACACUGGCAAACCUCUGGAUAUCACCCACCAGCUGUCAUCUGUAAUGAGACAGAAGGGAGAAUACAGUGGUCUGUAAGGUAUCCAAUAACUAGCAUCCAUACCUGCAUUUUUACUGUCUCCAGAAGCUUUUAAAUCAGGUCUGAGUUUCUACAAAAUUUAGCCUUAUCCUAGUCCUUGCUUCCUAAAGUAGUAUGGUGCAGUACUGAACCAGUUUAUAUGUAACCAUUGCAUAGGAGUUGAAUUUUGUUACUGUUGUUAAAAUGUAUAAGACCUGUGCAACUUUACCACCCCAAGCUGCAAUGGCUGUAGAUGAUAGAAACCUAGAUACUGCAGCAAGUGGUGUUACAUAUCAAGCCACCAACACCCCUCCCUCUGAAUCAGUGCUGUACCAAUGCAUCUGUGUGAUAUGGGAGGCACCAUGCUGUUGGAGAUGCUGCCUUUUUGGAUGAAAUGUAAAAUUGAGGUCCUGACCCUUUAUAGCCAUUAAAAAUCAUCUGGAAACUUUCAUAAGAUUGAGGAUUUUAAUCCUGAUCUCCUGGCUAAGGUCCAACAUGAAAAAUUAUGUUCUUCCCAUUUAAAAUCCCCUUGCCGUUUCAAAUGGAUCAAGUAGCAUUCUUCCCUCCCUGUCCGAAACUGCUGUGCGGUGUUAAAACAACUGCCAUAUUCCACACCAGAGGUAGCUGCAUGUCAGUGGUGAAGCAAAGUGAUUCCUGUGAGAAUCUAGCUUCUACAAAGAGUUUAUAGUUAAACUGGAUGCUAACGUGUUAUACAGUACUAAUCAUUUUACGUCCUCUGAAUAGUCUGACCUGCAAGAUCUCAGAAGCAGCCUGCUCUAACCAAAUCUGUGCCAUAAAGCAAAUAAAAUUACCUUGGAAGUAGUGCUUAUAGAGUUUCUGGGGAGGUUUUUAUCCUACCCUCUAACCACAGAAUUUCAGUUAUACCUGCUAUGCAGACACCAUUUUCAUAUGUCAGGAGAAAAGGAAUAUUAAUCUGUAGUAAUUUAUUUUUCUGUACAUUUUUAGUUCAACAAGCCUUGAAAGGUGUAACUCUACAGAAGUCCAUGGAGCCCUGCUCAUUUACACCAGCUCAGACUCGCCCAAUAUUUCCAACUAUUUCAUCAAAAGAAAUAAACACUUCAAAUUCAUAUUACCGUAAUUCCCUAGUUAGCAGGAAGAACUAGACAGGUACCAGUAACGUUAUUGCACAGAUACCUACCAGUGAAGGGAACUAGAAAAGUGGGGAACGCCAAGCCACUACCGCUAUCACGUAGUGGGAUUGCAGAGAAAUGGCCACACCCAGGUUUGAUGAAGAAGAGAUCUAGGGCUUUAUUUCAUUCUAAUCACACCACAGCCUUUAAUGCAGAAGUUUUCAAAUUGUGGGGCAUAUCCCCCUGGGGGGCAUGGUGGAACAUUCAGUGGGGCUUGGGCCAGCACCGGUGGGGGAUCGAGGAGGGAGUGCCACCUCCACCCCCUGACUCAUCCCAGCCAGCCUGUGGGUCAGCAUCAACAUCUGCACACCCAGUGCUGGCUCUGCCCCCGAGACCAUCACGUGCACCUUUCUCCAUCCCGAGAGGGAGGGGCAUGUAGUGGGGUGGACCAAAAAUCGUAACUCAAAGUGGAGGCUCAGCUCAAAACGUUUGAAAACCGCUGCUUUUAUGCCUUGCAGUCUCUCUUGUGGCUGUAUGUACAUAUUGAAAAGGAGUGUUAUGUGGUGCUUUGUCCAUAAGAAGCUGCAGAGAGGAAGCAUAUUUAUAGAACAGAACCCUCUUCCCCCUCUGAGAGGAAGGGUUUAGAUGUGUUACAAGACUGCUCCUGCCUGAUCUUGCAGAUGACUCAAUAAAACAUCAAUCCUGAAGUGUCCAGGUGUUCAUCUGUGGUAAACUCUUCAGGGGAGAGCUGUUAUUUGAGAAAGGAGUGAAAGUCUGGAGUUAAAGUCUUAUCUUUGAUGUCACUCCCUUUGUGGGCUUGGGCAAGUAACAGACCUUCUCCACCUCACUUUCCCUAUCUGUAAAAUGGAGGGGAAAGUAUUUAUGGGCCUCAAAUGUAUUAUGAGGCUUAAUUAAUGUUUGUGAAACAUACAGGUGUUACAAAUGCUAAGUAUUAGUACUAAUAAAUCAAGAAGUCAGAAAUGCAGCCUCCUUAAGGUAUUCCAGUCCUGGAUUCAACACCCGGACCCUAAAUGUAAUGAUGAGUGGUUAUUUAAAACUAACUGAAUCAAAUAAAAGGGUUCUUCUCAUCCCAGAGGACCAGCCACAUACCCAGGUCAGUAUAUAACUCAGAUAUUACCUAAUAAUUAUGCUUACAACCAAUUCUUAUUAACUAAACUAAGAUUUAUUUAAAAAGUAAAGAGAGAGUACUGGUUAAAAGAUCAGUAUACAUACAGACAUGAGUACCAUUCUGAGAUCAGUUUUAUAGUAGAGAUGGUGAGCUUUGUAGUUGUUGCAAAGAGAUCAUUCAGAAUUGGUCCAUAGGUUAUAGUCCAAUGUUUAUAUUCAGGGUGAUCCAGGUGGGACUGGAGAUCUCGGUUUAAUGAAUAAAGUUGCCUGUUCAGAGUCUCCCCACAUACAAGUUCCAUCCAUGCUAGAGGGGGUUAUGCUGAUUUUUAACUAUAUCAGUACUAUACCUCUCCCCAUCCCUGAUAUGGAUACAGUUAUACCAAUGAAGCUUAUUCCUAUAAAUUGAGGGAAAUAAGCUAUACUGGUAUAAGGCUAUUUUGUACUGGUAUCACUGUGCCUACCAGGCAUUGUGCUGAUUUGAUUAAAAAAAAUAAAUCACACUCCAAUUGAAAAAGUUAAAUUGGUACAAAAACUGUAGCCCAUGGAUUGAGAGCCUAGAACACUUGAGCCUGGUUCCCCACUGCUAUAUACUAGUGUCACUGACAUCUAGGCAAAGUGGAUGUAAAAUGCUGCCUGCUCAUACGGGAGAGGUUUACACUUGCUUUUCUUAAGGGCUAUGAACAUUUUUGCACUGUGUGUGUUGUAAUUAGGUUGACCUAAAUCCCAGUGUAGAUGCAGCCAGGUCCAAUGGCAGAAUUCUUCCAUCAACCUAGCUACUGCGUCUCUGAGACGUGGAUUGACUACAUCGAUGGAAAAAUCCACUCCAUCAAUGUAGGAAGCAUCUACACUAUGGUACUAAGCAGCACAGUUCCAGCACCAUAGCUGGGCCGCUGUAGUACAGACAUGGCCUUAAUUUCUCUAUGCCUCAAUUCCUCCAUUGGCAAAAUGAGUCUCAGUCAUACUUCAAUAAAGUGCUGAGACCUCCACCAAAGGGAGACCAUUAGGAAAUAAUAGGGUAGAAAAACACCAGAGAGGGUAAUUAAUCAAAUAUGAGCUCAUAAUGCAAUGCCUUUGCCAGCCAGGGCUGUAUGCACAACACAAAGGGAUCUCUUGUAUGACAAAGUUACUAUGAAGCAGCUUAUUAGAGCCUGGGAAGGACUACUCUUGUAAUUCUGCAUAUGCUACGGGGCUCAUUGAAAAUGGAAAUUGACAAAUUGGAGAUGGUUCUGAGAUGAUGAAGGGACUAGAGGAGAUGACAUCUGAAGAGAUGGAACUUAAUGUAUAUAACCAGGAGGCAUUAAGGGAGGUGAACAGAAGGUAGGAGUGGGGUUUGUUCCUGUAGGUGAUGGUGGUGACAUAAGGAGUAGUGGUAUAAAGCUAAAGAUGGGAAGUGUGAGGUCUUGUCUUGAGAGAGAGUGGGAUAAAUGACCUAUGUUCAGAAAUAGGGUAGAUAAUAUCCUAGUGGGAUUAAUAAUUCAAAGAAGAUCCUGCUCCCCAGGCUGCCAGGCAGGAGGCUGGGACUGGAAUGACCCUGCUGGUCCUUUCCAGCUCAGAUCAUCUAUUAUUCCGUAACUUGAAGGUGUCCAAACAAUGUGGCACUGAGAGAUACAUUGCCAGGAGCCAAAGACCAAUGCUUAAUUUUCACAUACAUUAAUGUAAUCAAAUAUUUGCACAGUUCUAGCUGCUUGUACUACUCUGCCUUGAUAGCUGACAGAAAUUGUUGCCUGUUUGAAUUUGCUGGCAAUAAACACCUGCAAUGAAUCAGAUUUACCCUCACUCUACCAUUAUGGAGAAAGGGCUGCCAUGAGCUACGUAUUAGGUUUAUAGGGAGUGGCAAAUUUGAUCCUCAACCCAUGCAAUAAGGACUCUACUAACAUUGUAAACUAAACCUGGGAUCAUCUUAUGCACCGAUGCUUCAUAGACAAAUGGAGAAGCUAUGAAAGAGACUGAUGUUUACCCAGAUGCCAUUAUAAUUAAAGUAUAGGAAAUGACACUGAUUUAUUUUAAAAUAUUUAACUCUCUUAAUGCUACAGGCUACAUUCUCAAAUAACAUCCAGAUCCAACUAUUCUGGGUGGGAUGGGCUGCCUAUCAGGGCCAUAAACAUGCAGAUCAUGCUCCCGAAUCUCCUUGGGAAGAACUCCCUGAUGGCUCCAAUCCUAGACAACAUUAGGAGUGCAGUAGUGUGAUAUAUCCAUGGAUUCUAAAGAAAGCGAGGAGUCUAGGAAUGGGCUGCUGGGCAUUCUCUUCCCUAUUUUCUUGCUUCUGGCUUUAGUAUUUUCUAGUUGUCCAGAAUUUGUCCCAGACUUGUUAAGAGAGCUAUGCUUUUGACUUACUGCUUUCUGAAAAAUAUCAGAAGCUGUUUUAUUUCCUCUAACUCUUACAGAGUUUAUAGUGCAUUUUAAUUUUGAAUUUGUGUCACUCUUUUCUUUCCAUAGCUCUUUUCUGAAUGUUACUAAAAGUGUAUUUUAAAAAUAAAUAAAUGAAAUGUAAUGAGUGGUGCACUAGAUGUAGUGAUGGACAUAAAUUUGUUUGCAAAUGAAAAUGUAAUUUUUCUCCUGAAGUUGUAGCUUAUUUCCCUCUCUCUAGGACUUUACGUAGCACAUUAU